CCAAACGAUCCUAAAUUAGUGUGACGCUGCAUGUUGCUAUGACAGCUGGCAUCGGUAUGGACUGGGGCGGAUCCACCAACCCAAUGGGACCAUGUGGUUCUCACUGCUGAUUUGUUGUGAUUUGUUUUCAGAUAGAGGAAAGAGAGAGAGCGAGUAUGAACAGCAGCAUAAGAACGGGAGGCGAGACAAAUGGAACAGGGGUUUCCUUAAUGAGCUGAUGUCUGGGAUUAUUAACCGAAUACCCCUUUGACAUUUAAUUUCCUCAAGCAGAGUGAAUCAUUGAUAGUAGCCUGGUGUUUUGUUGCUUCAUCUAUCUGCUAUGAAACUGGGCAAUUUGAGGCUUCCUUUAGUUGCUUGUAGGGAUAAAGAAAUAUAACAAAUCCUGUGUCAGUUUAUGAAAUAUUUCCGCUGCCAAGUAGGCAACUAGUUGCGGCAGGUGCGCACUGAGCGAGACCAGGAUGGGCAGGCGGGAAAUUCGCAGAGACCACCGCAGCACCAGCAGCGUGAUGAGCACUGAAGACCGGUCAGAACGGAGGGAGAACAUGCAGGACACGGCAGAUACCGAAACCGGCGAUGAUGGCUCCGAGACCUCAAGUCUGGACAGCGGUCGUCUCCUCAGCGGGGACAAGCGCCCCAGCCACACCGGGGAAAGUGGCUCUAUGCCGGUGGAAGUGAAGAAGCACCAACAUAAACACAAUUUGAAACACCGCUACGAGGUAAUGGAGACGCUGGGAAAAGGCACCUACGGGAAAGUGAAGAGGGCGGUGGAGAGAACGACCAGGAAGACAGUGGCCAUCAAGUUGAUUCGUAAGGAGAGCAUCACUGAUGAUCUGGACAGAGUUCAUAUCCAGAGAGAGAUAGAAAUCACCUCCGCCCUCAAACACCCCUACAUCAUACGCUUCCACGAGGUGUUUGAGAGUCGUGAUAAGAUAGUGAUAGUGAUGGAGUACGCCAGCAGAGGGGAGUUGUAUGACUACGUCAAUGAGAGGAGGAGACUGGUGGAGACAGAAGCCAGAGACAUCUUCAGACAAAUCACCUCCGCCGUGCACUACUGCCACACGAAUGGUGUGGUCCAUCGAGAUCUGAAGCUGGAGAACAUUCUACUAGACCAGGACCUGAACGUCAAGCUGGCUGACUUUGGCUUGUCCAACCGCUUUAAGAAGGACAAUUUGCUCCAGACGUACUGUGGGAGUCCUCUCUACGCCUCCCCAGAGAUAGUCAAGGGACUGCCCUAUCAUGGCCCAGAGGUGGACUGCUGGGCUAUGGGAGUCUUGCUGUAUGCGCUGGUGUACGGCAGUAUGCCGUUUGACGGGGCCAGCUACAGAGCGCUCACAGAGCAGAUCAGCCAGGGACGCUACCGCAGACCAAACCCUCCCUCAGACGCCUGUGCCCUGAUUGACUGGCUGCUGACGGUGCGUGUAGAAGAGAGGGCCACGGUGGAGGACAUAGCCAACCACUGGUGGGUCAACUGGGGCUAUGAGGACAGUGUAUGUGACUGCCCCUCAUCCCCCCACCAGGACUGCCCCUCCCCGCUGCUCGCCCGCUACAUCGACUGGCAGAACCGGGUUGCCACGGCAACCAGUUGCCCGAGCUCUGACCCUUCCGCUCACCCUCACCCGUUCUACUUCAGCUUCCCCCUGAAGGGUGAUCGCGGGGGAGGGGGGAGGUCGAGGGGGGAGAGGUCAAGUUUAAGGAAGUCGCGUAAGGUGAACACUAUCCCCCAGAAUGCACUGGGAGCAUGUAGUCCAGUUUGUACGACAACUGCCAUCAACACCACCACCACCACUGCCGCCUCCAUUUCCUCUUCCUCCAUAGGCCAGGUCGAGAGGAAGAAACCAAAGGGGAUUCUGAAACCCCAGCGGAGCUUUGAUUCAACCUUCCUGCCCCCUCCUAGAGUGAUGGGGGAGAACUCCUCCGCCAAGCCCUGCAACCUGCCUCCCCAGCCCCACAGAGCUCACGCACACACUCACUCACACAGUGAUGGUCUGUCCACAAGCAUGCCUGCCCCCUCUAUGUUCUCCCAUUCCUCCUCCAAGAUGCCCAAGAAGGGGAUCCUAAAGAACCUGUAUGGUGGUGAGUCAGGGUACUGCUCAUCCCCAGAGAGAGGUAUGUCUGGAGCGGGCACAAGAGUAGGAGGUAGAGGGGUUGAUGGAGAUAUGUGCUGCUCUUACGAUCCCCACUCCCCCAGCUCAGAGCACAGUCCAACGAUGCGGACGGAAGCAGUGAGAAGGAGGAAAGGAAUUCUAAAGCGCAACGGCAAGUUCUCACACAGCCUGGACCUCCCUGAUGCCCUUCAUCCCUCCUUAUCCUCAGCUCUGGCCCAUUUCCCUGAGGCACUGCACCAGCUCCACCAGGCCUCUGGGGGCAGCAGACCCCCCAGCGUGGUGAGUGAGGACAGCCUCCUCUCAUCUGAUUCUUUUGACCUGCUGGACCUCAGCGCCCAAUCACGCCGCAGGAUCUUCUCCCGGGGCACCCAAUGCAGUGCUUGCAGCUCAGAAGAGGAACUCGAGGACCCGGUAGCAAGGGCGGCAGACGGGAUUGGAUUAGGAAUAGGGCGGGGCAGAGAGGAGGAAGAUGAGAUGUCAUUGGAGGAGAGACAGGAGAUGCUAAGAUAAGAUAAAGGUUGCUGAAAUUACUGACAGACUUUGUCUUUGCUAACCAAAUGACAAAUAAGAAUAAAGAAUUCAGCGGAAGCACCUAGUCAUACAACCUGCAGUGAUCGUAUGUUGAAGGAAAGUCAUCAAGAAAUUGUUCAUUUCAUCAAGAUCAGUUACUGAUUGGAAUGGAUUGAGACUGCUGUCCUAGUGAUGGGAAAAAACACCUUUGGACUCUAUAACUGUGUGAAUGAAGCCAUCACUGACUUUAAGGACUCCUAUGUGAACUAACAAAACACUGUACAGGAGACCACAUGGCAUUCCCAAUCUGGCCCUCAUACCAUCAUGGCCAUCUAAUCAUCCCCUACUUCCAGUUGGAUCAUUCAUCCCCCCUCCUCUCCCCUGUAACUAUUCCCCAGGUCGUUGUUGUAAAUGAGAAUGUGUUUUCAGUCAACUUACCUGGUAAGAUAAGGGUAAAAAAUAAAAUGUCUAUGGAAUCCUGUGGACACGAAGCUAAUGUGCAAUGUUAAGACAUAGUUAAAAUUGUUCCUUUAAUUCAAGCAUGCUGUUUGCAGCAUCAGACUUGAGUUGUUUGAUUCCUGCAUGGGCCAAAUAUACUGUACAAUAUGCCCAUUUUAUGUGUUAAUUAUAAGUCACUUUGGUUAAAACAAUGAUCUAAAUGUCUGUACAGUGUAUGUCUUUGACUGGGGUGAAACCAAAUGGUGUCAACGUGGAUGUGUUAUCUCUGUGCCACAAGACACGUGGAUGUGUUAUCUCUGUGCCACAAGACACGUGGAUGUGUUAUCUCUGUGCCACAAGACACGUGGAUGUGUUAUCUCUGUGCCACAAGACGCGUGGAUGUGUUAUCUCUGUGCCACAAGACGCGUGGAUGUGUUAUCUCUGUGCCACAAGACACGUGGAUGUGUUAUCUCUGUGCCACAAGACAUGUAAUAUUACUCUGAUUUCAUCGGAUUUCACUGACAGCAUGAGCCUUCAGAUAUAUAUAUAUAUGAUCUCUGAGGUCACAUGAGGCUGACUGAUGGCAUUUUACCAUAGAAUGUGAUCUUAUGGUCAAACAGACUGGAAGAUUGAAUGAGACUUUGAGGAUUUUAAAUCUGGGAUCUGUGCGCUGGAAAAGUGUAAGGGUAUGUGAUUACAUUUGACUGGGAGGCAAGGAGGAAGUUACACAAAGUAUUAAUGCUUUGGUUUUUGGAUUGGUUCAACCGUUUUGGUACUGUGAAAUAAAAAAUAAAUACAAGGAAUGAUGAAAAUGAAUACUUUUUUUCUGGAAAUAGGCCUAAUGUUUUCUGCUGUCUCACUUCCUUCAGAAUGAGCAACGACCAAAAAGCACAUUCAUUUAUCAUAAAUCGCAGGAAGUGUUUGAGGUAUUAAUAACUUGACUGAUUUGUGUCCCUGGCACUUUCACAGAUGUCUGGAGGUCUAGAAAUAAGAUGCUGAGAAAACAUUGUGAGCCAAUGGAGAUGACAGAUUAAACAAGCUGGAUACAAACAUAGGAGCUUUUUAAAAUACAAUCAUGAUAGUGAUUAUAAAACGCCUGUCUAAUACCAAACAGGACAUCCAUUUUUAGACACUUCUCUGUUCUCUGCAGUGGAGAGGCCUUUUCCCUGGGUUGACCAUAAGUAGGGGAACAUUAGGGAGAACAGAGCGUUGUGUUUAUAAUGUGCCACUAGUGGUUGUUUUUGAUCGAUAGCAGAAACCCCAUUCUGUCCCUCUACACAAAGACAUAUUUACUCUAAAGUCCAUUUCCAUGUUCUGUUCAUUUGCUAUGAUUAGAAACCAUCUGAAGUAGUGCACUCUACUGACUGGAGUCACAAACACAAAAUGACUGAUGCCUUGCCUCUCUGUUGCAAAUGCUGUCCAUACCACAAUCCCCUCUAUGGAGCGAAUCUAGGUCAUAGUCCAGCCAAACCCUCACCAUGUUACCCCAUACCAUCAGAACGACUGACACAAAGGCAGCCAUUUUAAUCUCAGGUUGACUCUAGUGUGUUUUUGUUAUCCGCAUCAGAAAAGGAUGGUGUUGCUUAAAUGGCAAAUCCUAUUCUUUUCAGGGAGACUUGAUGAUGUCAUGGCUCAGGCAACACUAAACUAACAUUUACCCAAGAAUGGGGGUAAGAAUAACAUUCAGCUAAGCAACACAGAACAUCUGAAUAAUGGAUUGUAUGCAGUGAGAGUAAUUUGUCCCUCUCUUUAGUAUCACCGUCAAGAAUCUUUUCCAUUAACUUUGGAGCAGUGUGUUUAUCUACUUGAUACGUACAGAGCCUUGCAAAAGUAUUCACCCCCCUUGGCUUUUUUCCUCUUUUGUUGCAUUACAACCUGUAAUUUAAACUGAUUUUUAUUUGGAUUUCAUGUAAUGGACAUACACAAAAUAGUGUAUGAAAAGACUAACUUGUUUUAAAAAAUUGUAAAAAAAAAUAAAAAUACUUGAAAAGUG
Molecule: messenger RNA, 5046 nt
Organism: Oncorhynchus masou masou (cherry salmon)
Lineage: Eukaryota; Metazoa; Chordata; Actinopteri; Salmoniformes; Salmonidae
Product: NUAK family SNF1-like kinase 1
Exons: 7
Coding region: 459-2615 (718 amino acids)
Biological process (GO): protein phosphorylation; intracellular signal transduction
Cellular component (GO): cytoplasm
Molecular function (GO): ATP binding; protein serine/threonine kinase activity
Source: RefSeq, a predicted model, not a curated record